Culex pipiens pallens (northern house mosquito) is the source of this 582-nucleotide messenger RNA. RefSeq lists its product as uncharacterized. The transcript has 3 exons. Bases 119 to 502 code for a protein of 127 amino acids. NCBI's taxonomy places the organism in Eukaryota, Metazoa, Arthropoda, Insecta, Diptera, Culicidae. The record is from RefSeq and is a predicted model, not a curated record.
AUCGCCGGGCUAUUCAGUAUCAAACGUGUGUGAUCGCGGAACGGUUGCUGAGCGCGCGCUAAACUGCGAUUUCGUUCGAGACAUUUCGAAAAAGUGUUGUAAUAGAUGCCGCGGUGAAAUGAAAGUGGCUAUUUUGGGAUUCUGGUGUCUGGUGGUUGGGAUUUUGGAGGUUUUCCCCAAACCGGUGCGGGAAAACCCCCAAAAAGUGGCAGUCGAAAUCGAGUCCGUACUGGACGAGAAGAGGGGCAAUGGCACGAUUUAUGCGCACUAUCUAUCCGAUGGAACGCUUGUCCGCCAAACGACCUACACCAAAAUAGUGGACGGUGCAGAGAUCGUAGUUCAGGAGGGUGAAUACUCGUUCAUCGGUGUCGAUAAGCUACGCCAUAAAACAACCUACAUCGCAGAUGAAAAUGGCUACCGGGCUCAAGCUUCCGUAUCGAACAUGACCGGUUUCAUUGAAGACAACAUUGAUCCCAAAGUGCUGGGAUCCCUGCUAGGCUAGACCCCGGAUUUGGCCUCCCCUCCUUGCGAUGAGACUGCAGAUUUAGGUUAAACCCAUAAUAAAGAGAUAAUUUUAUUUAU